UGAGAUGGUAUAAAAACCAAACUGAGUCUCUGGAUCGUCUAAAGUCCAUAAUGAAGCUCAGCCUGAUUCUCUUUCUCACCGUCACCCUGAUCUUUCAGGGCUGCAGUGCCAGUGUCUCUGACGCUGAGAUCAAGUCUUUGUCCGAGACGCUGUACAAAUUAGACCAUAACAGGGCCACAGCCUCAGAGCUGGUCAUCGAUCCUCAGACACUGAUCUCUCCUUCUGAGACCGGCUCCAAGAAUGACCACUCAUCCCGCCCAUUGUUCAAGCAAGUGAGUAGUACGUUGCUCUCCAAGCCCACGUAUAAAGCUCUGCUGAAUCUAUUAGACAACUAUAGAAGGAUGACAGGAGAAGUGGAGGAUGUGCCCUCACAGGAAGUCCAGGAGCAAGACACUUUCCUCCAGCAGACCAUGAACACUGAUGUGGGCAGGGAGCUUUACAAUUUCCUCCACUCUAAAGGUGUAUACUCAUCACAGAGCGAGUUUAUCCAGGAUCUGAAGAUGAUGUGGUUUGGUCUUUACUCUCGAUCUAGUGGCAAACUGGACUCCAGCGGGUUUGAACACAUCUUUGUCGGGGAAAUUAAGAGCGGAAAGGUGUCUGGUUUCCACAACUGGCUGCAGUUUUAUCUGAGUGAGAAACAGGGACUCCUGAAUUACUACAGUCAUAGCUUUGAUGGCCCUUGGAGCACAUACCCUGAUGUAUUAGGAAUGCAGUUUGAAUGGGAUGGCUAUUUCAAAGAGGUUGGUUCUGCGUUUAUUGGCUGUAGUCCUGAAUUUGAUCUGGCUAUCUACAGUCUUUGCUACAUCACCCGCCCUGGCAAAAAAUGUUAUGUGAGUUUGGGAGGACAGACUCUGGGCAUUCAGACCUAUACAUGGGACAACAGCAGCUAUGGGGAUGGAAAGAAGUACAUAGGCUCUGCUUACCCUGCCACACCAUGAUUCCCUGUCAUCUGAAUAUCAACAGACUCACAACCAGAACAACUCUUAAUUCUUCUCCUGGUUGUUCGAAGUUGAUGUUGGACCAAAUAAAACAGGAAUACAAAAAACA
Messenger RNA from Carassius auratus (goldfish), 1047 nucleotides. Its product is annotated as poly(U)-specific endoribonuclease-A-like. The coding region runs from base 51 to 938 and encodes 295 amino acids. Gene Ontology annotation, molecular function: RNA endonuclease activity. The record is from RefSeq and is a predicted model, not a curated record. The transcript is spliced from 7 exons. NCBI's taxonomy places the organism in Eukaryota, Metazoa, Chordata, Actinopteri, Cypriniformes, Cyprinidae.